Ipomoea nil (Japanese morning glory) is the source of this 1086-nucleotide messenger RNA. Its product is annotated as F-box/kelch-repeat protein At1g80440-like. Bases 1 to 1086 code for a protein of 361 amino acids. The record is from RefSeq and is a predicted model, not a curated record. Gene Ontology annotation, molecular function: protein binding. NCBI's taxonomy places the organism in Eukaryota, Viridiplantae, Streptophyta, Magnoliopsida, Solanales, Convolvulaceae. The transcript has a single exon. Gene Ontology annotation, biological process: negative regulation of cytokinin-activated signaling pathway; regulation of phenylpropanoid metabolic process.
AUGGAGCUGAUUCCCGGUCUUCCCAACGACGUAGCUCAUGAAUGUCUUAUUCGGAUUUCGUUUGAUCAGUUAUCCAAGGCUGCAUCUGUGUGUAGAGCAUGGAACGCUGUGAUUAAACAGCCGGAGUUCCGCCGGCGCCGGAAAGCUUCUGCUCUAACCCGACCUGUCAUUGUCAUGGCUCAGAGAAUGGAUGGUUUAAGAGAAUCGGAUCCGUCGUUUUACCGGCUCACGCUAUUCGAGCCGGUGAAAAGGCGUUGGCGCAAUUUUCCGCCGAUACCGGAGAUGGCGGAACGGAUGCCGGUGUACUGUAGCGUAGUAGGAAUUGGAACGGAGGUGGCGGUGAUAGGCGGUUUCCACCCGGUUACACGGCAGCAUCUGAAUUCAGUUUUCAUCUACAACUUCUUAUCCGCCACGUGGAGGCGCGGCGCCGAUAUGCCAUGCAAGGGUCGCGCGUUCUUCGGAUGCGCGGCAUCGGCGGCGGACGACGGGACAGUGGUGGUCGCCGGCGGUGUGAACUUGGGCAACAGCGUGUUGAAAUCAGCGUUGGCGUACGACGUGGCAAGGGACACGUGGACAACCUUGUCGGACAUGUCAUUUGGGCGAAUCGAGUGCACGUGUGUGUUCCACCGUAGCAAGUUCCACGUACUCGGCGGCUUUAACGAUCCACAUGACUUGGAUUCCAAACAACCUGCCGAAACACUCGACCUUGUAACCCGACAAUGGUGCCUAAGCGACAUAGUCACAGAUUAUGAGAUCAUAUCGAAGCGAGAUAUUUACGUGGAGGUUGGAGGGAUAUUAUACACAAUUAAGGAAAGACAUGACGUGAUUGCAUUAGAGGACGCCACAUGGGUGUUUGUCGCUCGGGUCCCAAUCUACACAUCUAGCGUGGUAUAUGUGACAGGGUGGCCGGGGAAGAUUAUGGUGAUUAUUGGAAAUACAAAAUAUGGUGCAGCUAAGAGAGCUUAUGUGCUGGAAUUGAAAACUAAGAAAUGGACCAAAGUACAAAUCCCGAGUAUCGUGGCAAUGUUCAAUCCAGUUGUUGUAUACACAUCUAAAAAGAACAAUUAUAUUUUGCCCUUAAAUUAG